This is a messenger RNA of Hevea brasiliensis (rubber tree), 800 nucleotides long. RefSeq names its product acyl carrier protein 2, mitochondrial. Gene Ontology annotation, molecular function: acyl carrier activity; acyl binding. The record is from RefSeq and is a predicted model, not a curated record. Gene Ontology annotation, cellular component: mitochondrion. The transcript is spliced from 2 exons. NCBI's taxonomy places the organism in Eukaryota, Viridiplantae, Streptophyta, Magnoliopsida, Malpighiales, Euphorbiaceae. Gene Ontology annotation, biological process: fatty acid biosynthetic process. Bases 104 to 496 code for a protein of 130 amino acids.
GCAUUUCUCCCACUUCACUGCAAGUGAGAAAGCAAAGAACCUUCUUUCAACAAACGCACAGAGAGAGAGAGAGAGAGAGAGAGAGAGAGGGAGAAGCACUGAAAUGGCGGCGAGAGGAGCUUUGCUAAAGUACUUUAGAGUUAAUGUUCAGACCGUACCUCAAAACCCUAGACUCAAUACCGGCCUCUCUGCCCUUUCAUUCAAUGCAAUAUUUCGCCGUUUCUCUGAGGAGGUGAGGGGCUCCUUCCUCGACAAAUCCGAGGUCGCGGAUCGUGUCAUCAGUGUCGUCAAGAACUUCCAGAAGGUCGAUCCUUCCAAGGUCACACCAAAUGCCCAUUUCCAAAAUGAUCUUGGGUUAGAUAGUUUGGACAGCGUGGAGGUUGUGAUGGCCCUUGAAGAAGAGUUUGGCUUUGAGAUCCCAGAUAACGAAGCAGAUAAGAUCAGUUCCGUCAACCUUGCUGUUGACUUUAUAGCUUCACACCCUCAGGCGAAAUAGGGAGAACUAUGAAGUUCUAAGUAGUAUUUUUGUUCUUUUCUAUGAAGAAUUAGCAACAUUAGUUAAAAAUUCUCAAAUCUUGGUCUCUAUUUUUCUUUCGAACAAAAAUGUUUGAGACACCUUGGAUUUGUCCAUUCCCGAAUCUGUUUGAAGAGGAUUGUUUUUGAUAUCUGUGACUGAAAUGAAAUGGUGCGCAUCCACUUGAAGGGAUUUGUAAUGGUCCAAUGAGCAGGAACUAUUGGUUGACACUAGUUGUUCAUUGCCUCUAUGAAAGUUUCUUUUCAAUAAAAAUUUCUUUAAUUUC